Messenger RNA from Gavialis gangeticus (Gharial), 2467 nucleotides. It is a transcript of the gene STRA8, whose product is annotated as stimulated by retinoic acid 8. NCBI's taxonomy places the organism in Eukaryota, Metazoa, Chordata, Crocodylia, Gavialidae. The coding region runs from base 1179 to 2234 and encodes 351 amino acids. Gene Ontology annotation, biological process: meiotic cell cycle; cellular response to retinoic acid. Gene Ontology annotation, molecular function: protein dimerization activity. The record is from RefSeq and is a predicted model, not a curated record. The transcript is spliced from 9 exons.
CCAUGGAGCGUGGUCCUGGCACCCUCCUGCUAUGCUAGCCUAUAUACUGGGGCACCCCCCAGGCCUGGGACACGUUGCUGCUGGAACAGUUUGUGCCCUGCUAAGGGCUGGAAAAAUCCAAAGAGCAGAAAUACCCACACCCCUCCUUUGGUUCUCUAAGAUCUCUCUUUCUAGAGACACAAAGGAGAAGCUGGGGCUUGCUCUAGUGACUCGGUUUUGUUUGGUCUGAUUAUUAUUCCCCCCCCCCCCUUGUGGAACCCUUGGAGCAAGUGAUUUAGGCUGACUCCUAAUCUCUCCUCCCCUGUGGUUUAGAAAGGCCAAAAAGUUAACAAGACUCCACCUCACAAGAGUUGAGAGUGGGAAGGAGAUCAGGAUCAUUUCCCCCCACAAGCAGACAUUUAAAAAAUCCUGUAACAUUCACCAUGUACCAUCAUGUUUUGGUAAUAUUUUACAUUAGAAGAGGGAAGGAAGUUUUCAGGCCCAGACUGUAUAGGAGUAUGAAAAGGUGGUGAGGCUUUUACUCUGACAGACCAGAAAAUGGAAUAAUACUGAUGGCUCUGGUCUUCAUACAGAAAGCAAACUCUUUGAUAACCCUUUUUAACCCUAUGCAAAUUGUGAGACCGAGCCACCUUCAGAUACUUUGUUCAUGUUGCCAAGGUAAUGGCAGCAAGUUUUCCAAGACUCAUUUCUGCUGAAGGACAUCAGCUAUCUUCUCACUGUGCUUGUAUGUGUUCCUAAAUCCAUAUAUUAAAGUCAUUAAUAGCAUUUGGAAAAAAUAAAAAAUGUAACGUUUGAUAAGCAUUACACGUUCAUUUUUAUUUAUGUGGCAUUUGCCAUGAUUGAUACAUUCAUACAAACUCAGUAAUCAAAAACAGUAAACAGAUGCAUUCAAAUGUGGCUACUAUUCCAUAAUGCAAUACCAAACAAGUAUACAGAUUAGUAAUAAUUAUCUUAUGUUUUAAUUUGGUAGGUUUCAGUACCUCAUCCAUGAGUGGACACCACCCAUGCAGUUCUAAAGUAGCAUUAUAUCUUACUAGUUUAGGGUCUUAUCAUUCCCUGUAGUAAUUGCGGUUAGAGCAGUUCUUGGAAACAAGAUCACAGCUCUGUUUAACAUAUUUUAGGUAUGUUUCUUCCCUCCUCCCUCACUACUAGCAUUUAAUUGAAAAUGGCAUCUUUUGAUGGAGACAUCUGGAGACUGUAGCAGCCCAUAUGUUACAGUGACUCCUGGGUUUCUAGCACAUCUGCAAGAGUUAGAGCCCCGGGUGGUAAGAAGACGCUUAUCUCAGGCACGACACCGGGCAACACUGGCAGGACUCUUUAACAGUCUGCGGGAAACUGUUUAUUCUCAGUCAGACAAUUUGGCAUCAAAGUGUCAGGUUUUGCGUAAGGCUAAGAAUUAUAUCCAGGAGCUGGAGCAAACCUUGGGUACUUUGCUGAAGAUGAAAGAGUCCUUCAGUGUGGAGGAUGGGAACCCAUCCAGCUUGGAGGAAGUCAAGGAGGAAUAUAUCAAGAUGUACUUCAACCAUCACAGCUCAGCAUCAUCCUCUGACACUACAGGUGAAAGUGUUUCCACCAUGUGGUAUUUGAUUCAAGAAUAUGAAAAAAAGGAUGUGGAAGGGGAUGGGAAAUCCGGACUUACGCAGUCCCCAACCACUUCAUCUCCUGACCUGAUUGAAUUUGAACGGUACCUGUAUUUUUAUAAACAGACAGUGGACCUGCUGGUUGAGAAUGGGAUUGUGUGCACCGAAGAGGUCACUCUCCCUGUGGUCUCAACAGCUAUUUCCCACCUAUGGCAGGAACUUACGGAAGAAAGGAAAGAAAGCAUCUUGCAGUACUGUAGUCAGAGACAGAAUGUCCUCCCAAAUGCCAGGGCUCAGUGUUCUGAGCCUGUGUGCACUGAAGGCAGCGUGAGGGACAGCACAGCUAACAGUCAGGAAGCCAGUGGUUCAUCAGUAUCCACGCCAGAGGAAGUACUAUUUGAAGAUGCAUUUGAUGUUGCUGCUGGGUUUCUUGACAGAAAUGAGAUGCAGACAACGUCCAGUCUAGGUUCAGCCUUCUCAGGCUGCACCUCAGAAAAUCCAGAGGAUAUCCACCAACUCUACUUGCAGAUCACUGGGUUCUUAAAAGGCCUUUUCUUUGUGAAUACGCCAUUUCCCCAGGGAGAUUCUGUUCAGUUUGAUUAUGAGACCGUGAUGCUGAGGUGCACAGAGACCUUUGAUGAUGAAGAUUUGUAAAUGAAGUGUCUCCAUUGACUAGAACAACAGAAGCAGUGCUUGAUGCCCCUGGUCACCACCUCCGCUCCAGAUGGAUGCUUCAGUGCAUGGAUGGAGAACCCAUUGAUGUGAUUUGUUACUGUUGACCUCUCUUUCCCUCAUCAGUGCUUUUGUGCAUCAGUUAAUUGUUCAGUUUAAAUGUUCCAUGUUACAGAUAUUUAUAAAGUUCUAAUAAAGAUAAUUUUUGUCUAGUA